Messenger RNA from Gregarina niphandrodes, 560 nucleotides. RefSeq names its product putative KRAB-A domain protein. The transcript has a single exon. The record is from RefSeq and is a predicted model, not a curated record. The annotation marks the transcript as partial. NCBI's taxonomy places the organism in Eukaryota, Apicomplexa, Conoidasida, Eugregarinorida, Gregarinidae.
AUGAAGUUACAAGGAAAGGUUCACCAUGAUUUAGUGGGUGUAGUACUGCCAGAGUCUAAACAACUCAUCCUCGGAGUUCCUUACUUAUUAGAUCAUCAUGCAAAACUAUACAUGAAGGAGGGUUGGAUUCAGCUAGACGAUGAAUGGUUCCAACUUUGUAAAACUCAUCGACCUUUGAAGGCGUUUCGAUCAGUCAUGUCAUGUGAAAUUGACCAAGGAAUGGAGGCUAGAUUGGAAAGUCAAUUACAGAAUAUUGAUGAGGGAAGUGUAAAGCAGGAAUUAAGAAGAAUACUCUUACGUUUUUCCGAGCUUUGGCGAGAUGAUAGCAUGGGAAGAACGUCUGUAAUACGACAUGCCAUUCACGUAAUCUCGAAUCGACCAAUAGCUUGUAGAUGUCGAAAAUACUCAGAAGAACAGAAGAAGAUCAUUGAGACAGAAGUGAAGUCGAUGCUAGAGAAAGGGGUUGUACGCCCUAGUGAAAGUCCGUAUGCCUCUGGCAUUGUUUUAGUAAAGAAGAAGACUGGAGAGUGGCGGUUCUGUAUUGAUUACAGCCCACUCAA